This is a messenger RNA of Anastrepha obliqua, 1789 nucleotides long. RefSeq names its product G-protein coupled receptor dmsr-1-like. The record is from RefSeq and is a predicted model, not a curated record. Gene Ontology annotation, biological process: G protein-coupled receptor signaling pathway. Gene Ontology annotation, cellular component: membrane. The transcript is spliced from 3 exons. Gene Ontology annotation, molecular function: G protein-coupled peptide receptor activity. The coding region runs from base 197 to 1693 and encodes 498 amino acids. NCBI's taxonomy places the organism in Eukaryota, Metazoa, Arthropoda, Insecta, Diptera, Tephritidae.
UGAAACGCAACCUUGAAGGCAGAAUAGCAGGACAAUUUGAUGUGCUAAGUGAAGGAUAAAAAAGCGCGCAGCUGCAGUCGUACGCAGAAUUAAUUGCAGGUGGGGAAAUUUGAGAGAAGCCACAAAAACCAAUUUAAUCAUUCAGCAACACGCCGGGGGUUAUUUGAUAGACGGAAAGUUAAAUGACAGCAGCAUAAUGGCCACAAACGAAUCUCAACCGAUUUACUGCGGCAGAGGCUUUGACAACUUUCACACCAGCUACAAGAUUUGGCAUGGCUACAUUUCGCUCAUCGUCUGCAUUCUCGGCACCAUAGCCAACACACUAAACAUCAUCGUGCUGACGCGCAAGGAGAUGCGUUCACCGACCAAUGCCAUACUCACCGGACUGGCGGUGGCCGAUCUCGCCGUCAUGAUCGAGUACAUACCCUACACCACACACGACUACAUACUCGCCGAUCAAUUGCCACGCGAACAACGCCUCAGCUACAGCUGGGCUUGCUUCAUUAAAUUCCACUCCAUAUUCGCACAAGUACUGCACACCAUUAGCAUUUGGUUGACCGUCACGCUUGCAGUGUGGCGUUACAUUGCCGUCGGUUAUCCGCAAAAGAAUAGUAUCUGGUGUGGGAUGCGCACCACUUUAUUCACCAUCUUCACAGCGUAUAUUGUUUGUGUAUUAGUGGUAUCGCCAUCGUUGUAUCUGGUGACCGCAAUUGUGGAAUUUCUCGAAGCGGUAGAUGAACACGGAAAAAUCCUCGACGCUGAGCCCUUAACGCAGUACAUAAUCGAUUAUUAUAAUGAGACUACCCGUCAGAUGGCGGAACCGGUAACAGCAUCAGAAUUGGCAGCCUCAAUAGCGCCAGGUAAUGACAGUACAUUGGCAACAAUGUUUGCCGUCACUAGCUCGGCAUUAACGUGGAAUGUGAGUAGUGUAGCUAAUACAAUAGCGACAACACUUUCCACGACAACAACAACAACAGCAACGACAACGACAACGAAUGCACCAACGCCAUCACCAUGGCAGCGUGCGCAUCAUAACAUUACCGUUUAUAAACUCUAUCACAGCGAUUUGGCGCUGCACAACAAAUCGCUGCUCAACUCAACGUUUCUCAUAUACAGUGUCCUCAUCAAAUUGAUACCUUGUUUUGCGCUGACGAUACUCUCGAUACGUUUGAUAGUGGCGCUGCUGGAGGCCAAACGACGACGCAAAAUGUUAACUAGUAAUGCCGCGAACGGUAUGAAGCCCAUCGUUAAUGGGAAGGUGACGGAACAGCGGCCGCGCAAAAAUAGCAAAACUUUGGAGAAGGAAAAGCAGACGGAUCGCACAACGCGCAUGCUGCUAGCAGUUUUGUUGUUAUUUCUCAUAACUGAAUUCCCGCAAGGCAUCAUGGGUCUGCUAAACACGGUGCUGGGCGAUGCAUUCCUCAUGCAAUGCUACUUGAAGCUGAGUGACAUCAUGGACAUACUGGCUCUACUCAAUUCCAGCAUCAAUUUUAUACUCUACUGUUCGAUGAGCCGUCAAUUCCGCACCACAUUCACCAAGCUCUUCCGACCCAAAUUCCUCGACAAGUGGCUGCCGGUGGCUCAAGACGAUGACGGUGGCAUCGGCGCCAAUGGCCGGCAGCGCGGAGAGCUUGCGAGCAAAUCGCACGCCGUCGAACAGCAAUGUUUGACGACACAGGUGACGAAUGUGUAGCAUCGAAGUCAAUUGCGUUGCUGUCGAGCGACUCCAUCAUACGGCGAUGAGGAGACGAGUGCCGUAGCUGCUGGUAAUGGCUUUUGCGGUUGGGGU